This is a messenger RNA of Sinocyclocheilus anshuiensis, 3352 nucleotides long. RefSeq names its product exportin-7-like. Gene Ontology annotation, biological process: protein export from nucleus. Bases 118 to 3291 code for a protein of 1057 amino acids. The transcript has 27 exons. Gene Ontology annotation, molecular function: nuclear export signal receptor activity; small GTPase binding. NCBI's taxonomy places the organism in Eukaryota, Metazoa, Chordata, Actinopteri, Cypriniformes, Cyprinidae. Gene Ontology annotation, cellular component: nuclear pore; cytoplasm. The record is from RefSeq and is a predicted model, not a curated record.
CGAACAUCUGGCUUCAUCACUACGUGCGUCACUUGCGUAAAUGUCCCCGUGAUCGUGAACAGAUGUGCGCAUGCUCAUUGUCAGGGGGGAGUGAGAGAGGAGCAUGAAUGGAGCAAAAUGGCGGAUCAUGUGCAGAGCCUAGCCCAGCUAGAGAUCCUGUGCAAGCAACUAUAUGAGACCACAGACACCACCACACGUCUACAGGCCGAGAAAGCUCUGGUGGAGUUCACCAACAGUCCCGACUGCCUGAGUAAAUGCCAGUUGUUGCUGGAAAGCGGAAGUUCCUCGUACUCGCAGUUGUUGGCUGCAACAUGUCUCUCCAAGUUGGUGUCUCGUACAAGCAAUCCACUUCCCCUGGAGCAGCGCAUUGACAUUCGAAAUUAUGUUCUCAAUUAUCUGGCGACCCGGCCAAAGCUUGCUGCCUUUGUGACACAAGCCUUGAUCCAGCUCUAUGCCAGAAUCACCAAGCUUGGCUGGUUUGACUGCCAAAAGGAAGAUUACGUCUUCAGGAAUGUCAUUGUCGAUGUGACAAGAUUCCUGCAGGAUAGUGUUGAACACUGCAUCAUAGGAGUCACAAUUCUUUCCCAGUUAACCAAUGAGAUUAACCAAGCAGACUCAACACAUCCACUUACAAAACAUAGAAAGAUUGCGUCAUCAUUUCGAGAUUCCUCUUUGUUUGACAUCUUCACCCUCUCCUGCAACCUCCUCAAGCAGGCAUCUGGGAAGAACUUGAAUCUAAAUGAUGAGAGCCAGCAUGGGCUACUCAUGCAGCUACUCAAACUGGCCCACAAUUGCCUCAACUUUGAUUUCAUUGGUACAUCCACCGAUGAAUCCUCAGAUGAUCUGUGCACCGUCCAGAUCCCCACCAGCUGGAGAUCAGCCUUUUUGGAUUCCUCAACCUUGCAGCUGUUUUUUGAUUUGUAUCAUUCCAUCCCUCCCUCGCUGUCUCCCUUGGUUUUGUCUUGUCUAGUCCAAAUAGCAUCUGUCCGGAGGUCUUUAUUCAACAACGCAGAGAGAGCAAAGUUCCUCUCCCAUUUAGUAGAUGGUGUGAAGAGAAUAUUGGAGAACCCUCAAAGUUUGUCAGACCCAAACAACUACCAUGAGUUCUGCCGACUGCUGGCUCGACUCAAGAGUAACUAUCAGCUGGGAGAGCUGGUUAAAGUAGAGAACUACCCCGAGGUCAUUAGACUGAUUGCUAACUUCACCGUAACUAGUCUGCAGCACUGGGAGUUUGCCCCCAACAGUGUGCACUAUCUGCUGAGCCUGUGGCAGCGGUUGGCAGCAUCUGUCCCUUAUGUGAAAGCCACAGAGCCCCACAUGCUGGAGACCUACACCCCUGAGGUGACCAAGGCCUACAUCACGUCCCGCCUAGAGUCCGUGCACAUCAUUCUGAGGGAUGGUCUUGAAGACCCCUUGGAUGAUGCUGGCUUGGUGCAACAGCAGCUAGACCAGCUGUCUACUAUCGGCCGGUGUGAAUAUGAGAAGACCUGCGCCCUGCUUGUCCAGCUCUUCGAUCAGUCGGCCCAGUCGUACCAGGAGCUGCUGCAGUCCACCAACUCCAGCACAAUGGACAUAGCAGUGCAGGAGGGUCGUUUGACGUGGCUAGUGUACAUCAUUGGCGCAGUCAUUGGAGGAAGAGUAUCCUUCGCCAGCACAGAUGAGCAGGAUGCCAUGGAUGGGGAGCUUGUGUGUCGAGUUUUGCAGUUAAUGAACCUCACAGACUCACGACUGGCUCAAGCAGGAAAUGAGAAGCUUGAGUUAGCCAUGCUCAGUUUCUUUGAGCAGUUUCGCAAAAUCUACAUCGGUGACCAGGUGCAAAAAUCAUCAAAGUUAUAUCGAAGACUAUCAGAGGUUCUUGGCUUGAAUGAUGAGACCAUGGUACUCAGUGUUUUCAUUGGGAAAAUAAUCACCAACUUGAAGUACUGGGGACAGUGUGAACCAAUCACAUUUAAGACACUACAGCUCCUCAAUGACCUUUCGAUUGGAUACAGCAGUGUUAGAAAACUUGUGAAACUCAGUGCUGUCCAGUUCAUGCUAAACAACCAUACAAGUGAGCACUUUUCUUUCCUGGGUGUGAACAAUCAGGCCAACCUUAGUGACAUGAGGUGUCGGACCACUUUCUACACAGCCUUGGGAAGACUUCUUAUGGUAGAUUUGGGUGAGGAUGAGGACCAGUUUGAACAGUUCAUGCUUCCUCUCACUGCUGCAUUUGAGGCCAUCGCUCAGAUGUUCAGCACCAACACCUUCAAUGAACAAGAAGCAAAAAGGACUUUAGUAGGACUGGUGAGAGAUCUGCGGGGAAUUGCCUUUGCCUUUAAUGCCAAGACCAGCUUUAUGAUGCUCUUUGAUUGGAUUUACCCCUCUUACAUGCCCAUCUUACAGCGGGCGAUAGAGCUCUGGUACCAUGUACCUGCCUGCACCACACCAGUCCUCAAACUCAUGGCUGAGCUCGUCCACAACAGGUCACAGAGAUUACAGUUUGAUGUGUCGUCACCGAAUGGAAUCCUGCUGUUCAGGGAGACCAGCAAGAUGAUUACAACAUAUGGGAAUCGGAUUCUGACGCUGGGUGAGGUGCCAAAAGAUCAGGUGUACGCGCUGAAACUGAAGGGAAUCUCCAUUUGUUUCUCCAUGCUGAAAGCCGUAUUAAGUGGCAACUAUGUCAACUUCGGCGUCUUCCGUCUGUACGGCGAUGAUGCCUUGGACAAUGCCCUGCAGACCUUUAUUAAACUGCUCUUGUCCAUCCCUCAUAGUGACCUGCUGGACUAUCCAAAGCUUAGUCAGUCUUUCUACUCUCUUCUGGAGGUGCUAACCCAAGACCAUAUGAACUUCAUCGCCAGCCUGGAGCCUCAUGUGGUCAUGUACAUCCUGUCCUCCAUAUCAGAGGGGCUCACAGCACUUGACACAAUGGUAUGCACUGGUUGCUGCUCAAGCUUGGACCACAUAGUUACUUAUCUAUUCAAACAGCUGUCACGCAGCACAAAGAAAAGAGCGGCGCCCAUGGCCCAGGAGAGCGACCGCUUCCUUCACAUAAUGCAGCAGCACCCUGAGAUGAUCCAGCAGAUGCUGUCCACAGUGUUGAAUAUCAUCAUUUUCGAAGAUUGUAGGAAUCAGUGGUCAAUGUCACGGCCACUGCUUGGCUUGAUUCUACUCAAUGAGAAGUAUUUUGCAGAUUUGAGGAACAGCAUUGUGAACAGCCAACCACCAGAAAAGCAGCAAGCCAUGCACUUAUGCUUUGAAAAUCUCAUGGAGGGCAUAGAGCGAAACUUGCUGACCAAAAACAGAGACAGGUAAUUGGUAAUUUGAUUUCCUCAGAAUUUCAGCUUGCUUUGCAUUUAAGCCUUUUAGAAGUAGG